This is a messenger RNA of Lytechinus variegatus (green sea urchin), 4566 nucleotides long. RefSeq names its product torsin-1A-interacting protein 1-like. Gene Ontology annotation, biological process: membrane organization. Gene Ontology annotation, molecular function: ATPase activator activity. The coding region runs from base 2382 to 4064 and encodes 560 amino acids. The transcript has 2 exons. Gene Ontology annotation, cellular component: membrane. The record is from RefSeq and is a predicted model, not a curated record. NCBI's taxonomy places the organism in Eukaryota, Metazoa, Echinodermata, Echinoidea, Temnopleuroida, Toxopneustidae.
UUACAGAUGUCGACAUAUAAGUCGGCCUAUAUAGUCACUACAUGGCGUUUCAUAUCAUUCAGAAUCCUAUUUCUCGAUAUUGAGAUUUGUCUUUUUCUAAUAACACAAAUGGUUUUUGAUAUCAAGAACAGCAGAUGGGUUUUAUGGAUAAAUUUUCUUUCAGUUUUGAUCACCCCCUUUCACAUACACUGUAAUAAUACCGGUGCUAAUUUAAUACCAGCUCGGUAUAUAUCUAUGUAGUAAGCACCAGAUGUGUUGAAACAGCACCACUUGGCUUAAGGCCCAACACCAGAUAGGCGUUUAAACAACACUAACCAAUAUCGGUUUGACUCUUAACCGGUAUUGUUACAACACUUCCCUGUUGUUUUCCGAUAUAGAUACCGGGCUGGUGUUAAAUCAAAACGCGGUGAUUUUUUGUUGUGUAGAUAAUAUUGAAAACGUUUGUCACACGAUUAAGAAGAUUGUUUGAGUAAUAGUACUAUAACCUUACUACGAAAUAUAGAUACAUGUACAAGUACAGACAGCAUUUCUGGAAAGUCAUUGCAUGUAUAAUUUAUAUAAUAUAAUAUAAUUUCAUCACUUAUUAAAGGGCAACCCAUCCCAACCCAAACAAAAGUUGAUUUGAAUGAAUGGUGAAAGUUCCAACAACGUUAAAAGUGAAAAUUUAUUAUUUUUUUAAUCUGAUGUAAAGUAUGUGAAGUAUAGUGAAGGAUGUGAAGUAUAGAAGAUGCGACAUUUAAAAGUUUUGCUUUAAAGGACAACUCUACCCGGAACCCCAAAUAAAAAAAGUUGAGGAAGUAAGACUUGACUGUAAAGAGAUCAGUCGAAACAAUCAGGUGCAGCUCCUGUCGGUCCAUGUCAAUCAAUUAUUGCUCUCUCAGCUUGAACGCAGUUAAUUAAUGCAGCUAUGUAACCAAGGUUCGAAUUGGUCUAAUUAACUUGUGUCAGUUGGUCUAAAGUAAUACUGGAAGUUCGUAUCCCCUUAAGGGCGAUGUGGCGCGCCUGUAAUCCACACUACAUAAGAAAGUCAAGAACUAAUGCAAAGUUCGAGCCCUGGAUGGUCACGUCUUCCGGAUGGUGACGUUAUAACAUGUCGGUCCUAACUCCCAAAAGUAAUCAUAUUGAUACACGUCUGUAAACGUUCCAGUACACACAUAUCUUUUCUCUUUAUGGCAUAGAUAUAGGAAUAUCAGGGACACGUUAGUCACUAACAAUGAGAAUUCCCUGUACCAAUCACCGUGCUCAUUGUUGCUGGGAUGAUUUUUACCAGACACGCAAUCUUUCCAAUUGCCUAUUUUGUCCUAAUGCCGCUAGGAAUUACGAUAUACAACACUUAUAAAUUUUAGUACUGUGACCUUUCAUUGGACUCCUGCGUGGACGAGUAGGCCUAGUGUCGGUAUAAGUAUAUGCAUAAGGAUAAAUAUUCCCGCAGCAUGAAGUUGGGAUAUUGAUCGUACAGUUUAAUGUACGAUUGAUUGUACAUUGUGGCCUAUGCAAUCAAUCGUAGCUUUGUGUUACAUCCACCAGGUAAACAUGGGGAUUGUAAUAUACAUUUGACAAAGGUCACUUUUUUCAACGCCUGGAAUAAAUAAACAAUAAUUUUUUUAUUGCAACGUCGUAAAAUGUAUAACUUGGCGUCAAUAAUCACGAGUCGGCAUGAUAAGCCAUUUCGAGAGUCGAGAUAGGUACAGCUAUAGGGGUGCAAAAUCAUGUAUACUGGCGCCAAAACUCGCGAUAGUGAGCGUGGUCAACACAGGUGCGAAAGCUUAUAUCAUAUAGGCUAGGCCCUACCCAUAAUAAUUAUAUAGGUCUAUGAUGUUUGCCUCAAGCCUUUACCCGUCUCUUAACUAUAUGGUGUAUUUGUGUUUCUUUAUAUCUGUAUAUGAAACUGAAAUGAUUCCUCAUAAAAUCACAUUAAUCUGUUAAUCCGGCUUAUACUUCAUGCACGCACGUAUAGAUGGUUUUAUUGUUUGGACUAUGAUCGAUUCUCCCCGACGAACGUGUUAGCAUUGUGUGUGCUUAUGUGCAUUAAUUUUCAGAGUGAAUCGACUAGACAAUAUGAUAAAUAAGAACAUAGUCCACUUUUACAUCGGUGGCGGCUGCAGCGAUCCCAGGUAUAGGACAGACGCGAUGAAUGCAUUGUGGUAUAUAUAGCGAGGGGGUGUCGAGCAGCCCCUUAAACCCGCGGAACAUCCCCAAGCAGACACGAAUCACUUCGAGCUACACACAGUACUACCCUGAACUUGAAAUUGUAACACUGUGUAUGUUGAUUCCUUCUACAUACAUCCAUACAGGGCUUAAUGUGGUAUACGUGUCGACAAAGUGAACGACUGUGCAGCAAGACCAUACUUCUAUUUUGAGUGCAAAAUAUUCAUCUAACCAUGGACCGAAAAGUGAAAAGAACAGGAAAGACAGACGCCAGAGACAGUGACACAGAUGCUGAUCUACCACCUGAACCUAAAAGGACAAAGGCGAGCAAAGAGAAACAAGGAGGUGGACCAGGACAGCUGGAUACGAGUGCUGAAAAGGGUAGUAAGAGGAAGAGGCCCGUCCCUAAAGAGCUGAAGAAAAGGAAAAAACCGAAAACGGAUGAAGGAUCGGAUUCUGAGGUUGAUGAUCAAAGUAAGGAGAAAGAAAGGAAAGGGUCAAAGGCGGGAGAAAAGGCAAAGUCAAACGCGAGACAUGAUACUGAGAAUGAUAGGAUCGACAGUGCUUCCACCAGAUCAGAUGACUCUGGCCAUGAUCGAGUCGAUGAUGAUCUCAAUUCGGCAUCCGAAGAAGACGACGCAGAUGAGGAAGAACCCAUGGAUUAUGCAGAAGAGGCAACUGAAGAUAUCAGCAAUGAAACCCAGCCCGAAGGAUCCAAGCCGCAACGUGGAAACUCGAUGAAUUUCCAGUCAGUUAGGCAGGAACUCACCCGGCCACAUAAGACGACACCCAUUACCCAACAUGACACGACCGCAUCUGACCAAAAAGAUAAUGCACCAAGACUCACUGGCAAUAAAGCCUUCUCUCCUCGUAGGACGGAGAAGAAAGUAAAUAUUACACAAGAAUCGUACUAUCCUACAAGUCGACAGAGGUACUCACAGCAAUCGCGGCAAGAUUCCGCCAGGUACAGGAAUCAGACUCUUUCGUCAGUCCCUCCUGGACAAAGAUCUUUUCAAACCCUAAGAACUUACACCAGUUCAUCAGUCACAAGCAGGAACAUGAAAGAAGGGCGAACUUCUGGUCUAAGCAAGGAAGCAAAAACAUCUUCUCAUGGGCAUGGUGGGUGUCGAAAGUACUGUUUAAUUUUGAUAUUUCUUGCUGCAUUUGUCGUUGCUAUAUUCGCCUACGUAAUUAAGAAUGAUGUCAUAAAGAUGGAUGAUUUGCCAACUGUGGUGAAAGAUGUUGGGUCCUCUGUGUUUUCCUCCGAGUGUGUGAAAAGGAUGCGAUCUGAACGGUUUGAUAUCUUGAUGCAAGAACAAGACAAUCUUCUCAAACAGUACCCGAGCCUUGAUGAAUCAGCUCUCCCUAUCAUUGCCGGUGCUUCCUUCGACCACGUAAAUGACCACCAUGAACUUGCAAGACCGGUCGUCUUGCUACUUGUCGGGAAAGACGGCGGUAAGACCAAUGUCAAUGACGUCGCUCACAGCGUCGCUACGAUGUACGCCAACGUCUUUUCAUCAGAGCGUCACGAGAACGACGUUGUAGGGAUCGUCGGCGCAUACCUCGAGGAGUCCUCUGCAGAUGAAGUGAAGAAAGAAGUAGAAAGCCACAUAGAGAAAGGCUUCAGUGGUUGCUCCAGCGUCGCCCUCAUUACCGAUGUCGACAAACUUCCUCCGUGCUCAGCCACGAUGUUCCAUGCUUACUGUGACAACGACAGCGCUCCUCAUAAAGACGCGGUCUUCAUCUUUACCUUGACGCUUAAUGCCGAGUUGAAAGAAAACGCACCAACUUCAGAAGUUGAAAAAGCAGUCCAAGCGCAGCUCAGCGAUAGUUGGAGUAGAUGUCCUGAAGAAUUUUCAGCGGCUAAGAUUGUAGCAAUGCACAGCCGCGUUGCAAAUAACAUAGUCAUCAUCUAAUUAAUCAAAAGUUAAGAAUCAAAUACAAAAUAGAGUGAUAUAAUGUCAUUGAGUUCCCACCAGAUUCCAAUGUUUUUGUUUAGUGUUUUGGUUUCUUUAUAAUGUAAGGAUUCACUGGCCAAAGCUAACUCCGUAAGGUGGUCUCAUCAAUAUUGCUAAACACCUGAUUUGCCACAGUAUUUCAAAAGUCAAAACCGACAUAGAAAUAUACUGAUGUAUUUUUCUAUUCUAAUAAUUUCCUGCAUUCUUUCUUCACAAAUGUUAUACACCAAGCAGGUUGAACCCUGUAAAUAUUUGCCUGAGACCGCUAGUCAAAACAUUCUAUCAUGGAUCCAUGAUUCUAUAGAGUGCACAUAAAAUCGUAUUCUACAUGAGGGCAUAAAAAUGUCAACGCAAUUGAUAAACUCAGAAACAUUACACCCUUUCUUAAAUGGAUGCUCCGGGCUGAGAAUAUCUAUAUCUUAAUAAAUAGAAUAAAAUUAACAGAGCAAAAUGCUGAAAA